AUGCGCGUGUUGCUAAAUCCAAAUUCCGUUUGCAUGAACACCGGCAGCAAGGAGAACACCAUGCACAAGGAGUUCCCUUCGCGCGCGGCGGUGUUGUCAAACAUUCCCGAUGAAUGCUUCAAGAAGGAUACGGCCAAGUCGUUGAUGUACGCCGCGGUGUCGACGGCAAUGACGGUGGGGUGCGGCUUGAUCGCCGCGGCGACAUUGCCGUUGCAGGCGGCGUGGUGGCCGGCGUGGCUUGCGUACGCCGCGGUGAACGGUACGAUCGCCACUGGAUGCUGGGUGAUCGCGCACGAGUGCGGCCAUAACGCGUUCAGCGAUAACCGAUUCAUUCAAGACGCGGUCGGGUACGCGUUGCACUCGGCGCUCCUCGUGCCGUACUUUUCCUGGCAGCGGUCGCACGCUGUCCACCACUCACGAACGAACCACUUGACGGAAGGAGAAACGCACGUGCCGUACGUCAAGGGCGAAUUGAAGGGUGACUUGAACCUCAAGGCGAAGAAGAACUUGGGUGAGGGCCCGUUCGCGAUUCUUCAGCUCGUCACCCACUUGGUUUUCGGCUGGCCGGCGUACUUGCUCACCGGCGCGACGGGCGGGAGCGCGAGAGGCGUCACCAACCAUUUCUUGCCUAACAUCAAUACCGGCGCUUUGGAGCUGUUCCCGGGAAGCUGGAAGAAGAAAGUGUACUACUCGGACAUUGGUGUUUUCGCGUUCGUCGGCGUUCUCGCCGCCUGGGUUGCCCAGUGCGGUUGGGCUCCGUUUGUCGCCCUGUACCUGGGACCGUAUUUGUUUGUCAACUUUUGGCUCGUCUUGUACACGUGGUUGCAGCACACCGAUGUGGACGUCCAACACUUGGCCGCGGACGAGUGGUCGUACAUCAAGGGCGCAUUCUUGACGAUCGACCGCCCGUACGGACCCGUGUUUGACUUCUUACACCACCGCAUCGGAUCCACUCACGUGGCGCACCACGUUGAGUGCGCGAUUCCGCACUACAAGGCGGUCGAAGCGACCGAGGCGUUGAAGACGAAGUAUCCGGAGUACUAUUUGUAUGACCCGACGCCGAUUUGGGCGGCAAUGAUGCGCGUCGCGUCCAAGUGCGUCGCUGUCGAGAAGCGCGGCGAAGGCAAGGGUGCGAUGUGGACUUUCACUGACGGCACGGCGUAAUUAUGAAUGAUUAUUAGUAUUUAGCAGCUCUUCGCGCACACGCAGACACAAACAUUUUAUUGAUACACACUAACGAAACUACUA
Ostreococcus lucimarinus CCE9901 is the source of this 1248-nucleotide messenger RNA. RefSeq lists its product with no specific name. Gene Ontology annotation, molecular function: oxidoreductase activity. NCBI's taxonomy places the organism in Eukaryota, Viridiplantae, Chlorophyta, Mamiellophyceae, Mamiellales, Bathycoccaceae. The record is from RefSeq and is a predicted model, not a curated record. The transcript has 2 exons. The coding region runs from base 1 to 1164 and encodes 387 amino acids. Gene Ontology annotation, biological process: lipid metabolic process.